AUGCCGGGGCCUUGGCUCACAUGGAAUGUGCGUGGGCUAGGUGGAACUAUGAAAAGAGAGGCUGUCAAAAAAGCACUUCAGCAAUUGAAACCAGAAUUGAUUCUAUUACAAGAAACAAAAUUGAAUGAACAGAGGAAACGGACAGUUGAACAGUGGACUCAAAGUUUGCAGAUGAAUCAUGUCGAGGUUCAGUCAGUGGGAGCAGCAGGUGGCCUCAUGUGUCUGUGGAAGGAAAGCAGCUUUCAAGUUCAGUCAGUGGUGACAGACACUAAUUUUAUUUUUUUGUCUGUAAAAAUACCAAAUUAUGAGCACCCAAUUCUGGUGGGGAAUGUUUAUGGCCCCCAUUCUUUGGCGGAACGUAGACUAUGUUUUGAGGCUUUGAAAGUACACGUACUAAGUCAUACAGGAAUGGUGUUUCUUGGGGGCGAUUUUAACGCUGUUUUACUAGGAUCGGAGAGGUCUUCAGGAGGAGUUCUUGAUGUAGGCGAUGUGGUUUUUCAACAAUUUGUCACUGAAACCAACUUAUCAGACCUGCCCCUGCUAAAUGGCAAGUUCACGUGGUACUCAAGUCGUAACGAUGGCCUAUGGAGUCGAUUGGACAGAUGGCUUGUGUCGGACGAGGUGAUGUUAUCUUUUUCGAAUAUUUCACAAUCUGUGUAUGCAUGGAAUGUUUCAGAUCAUAGAGCAGUAGGUUUGGUGUUUGGUGAACCUGACUCUGGCCCUAAACCUUUCCACUAUUUUAAUCAUUGGGUGGAUGAUGAUGGAUUUUAUGAGGUGGUCGAAACCUGGUGGAGGUCUGCAGUUUACCAAGGUUGGUCGGGAUAUAUUUUGCAGCAAAAAUUAAAGGGUCUGAAGGGGAAAAUAAGAGAGUGGCGCAAGGGGAAAGGGGUGUGGGGGGUGGAAAAAAUUAUGUGCUUAGAGAAUAAAUUGCAGGAAGUGAUGGGGGAAAUGGAGGAGCAAGGGGGGGCGGAGGCUUUGUCUAAGGAGAGGAGGGAGAUUUUGGAAGUUUUAUGGAAAGCAUACCGCGAGGAGGAAAGAACUUGGCGUCAGAAAUCAAGGGUGCGGUGGUUGAAGGAGGGUGAUCGGAAUACAAAGUACUUUCAUCGCAUCUGUAAAGCAAGAAUAGUAAAAAAAAAAUAUCACCCAGUUAAGUUAUCAGGGAAGAGACUUAACUACCCCAAGGGAAAUUAA
Molecule: messenger RNA, 1191 nt
Organism: Lotus japonicus
Lineage: Eukaryota; Viridiplantae; Streptophyta; Magnoliopsida; Fabales; Fabaceae
Exons: 1
Coding region: 1-1191 (396 amino acids)
Molecular function (GO): catalytic activity
Source: RefSeq, a predicted model, not a curated record